GGACUGCUGCCACCACCGCCACUGACAAUGCAGAUCUUUGUGAAGACCUUAACUGGUAAGACCAUCACCCUGGAGGUCGAGCCCAGUGACACCAUCAAGAAUGUCAAGGCAAAGAUCCAGGACAAGGAGGGCAUCCCCCCUGACCAGCAGAGGCUGAUCUUUGCAGGCAAGCAGCUGGAAGAUGGCCGCACCCUGUCCGACUACAACAUCCAGAAAGAGUCUACCCUGCAUCUGGUCCUUCGCCUCAGAGGUGGGAUGCAGAUCUUUGUGAAGACCCUGACAGGCAAGACCAUCACCCUGGAGGUCGAGCCCAGUGUUACCACCAAGAAGGUCAAACAGCAAGAUAAAGGUACCUUUGUCAGCACGGUAUCUAGAAAGAGCCCUCCUUGUGCUUGUUCUUGGGUUUGAUGGGAGAUGUCUUAGUUUUGCCUAUCUUUUAAGCUGUUAACAAGUUUCAUUGCACUUUGAAUAAAGUUCUUGCAUUCCC
Molecule: messenger RNA, 487 nt
Organism: Mastomys coucha (southern multimammate mouse)
Lineage: Eukaryota; Metazoa; Chordata; Mammalia; Rodentia; Muridae
Product: ubiquitin-like
Exons: 1
Coding region: 28-408 (126 amino acids)
Biological process (GO): modification-dependent protein catabolic process; protein ubiquitination
Cellular component (GO): nucleus; cytoplasm
Molecular function (GO): protein tag activity; ubiquitin protein ligase binding
Source: RefSeq, a predicted model, not a curated record